GCCACUUACCUGUCCCUCGGUCCUGUGGUGUGUUCCCCGCAGCUCGUUUCACCGGCCGUCCUGUAUUCCCGGAGGCCGGCAUCUUCAGUGUGGGCUCCCGGCUGUGAUAGCUUGCGGUUUCACAGCGGGGUACCCACUGCUCAUUUACAAAUAGCGCUGCGCUUCUUGAAUGGUCCUGUAGUCUUCUGGGACCUGUCACGUGUCCCAAAAGACUACAGGGAGGGAGGGAGGACACCUUCUGCUUCCGAUCGCCUAUGCGAUCAGACCGGACGUAGGAGUGGGUACCUGUCAAAUCCGGGUACCCGCCCCCCCCCCCCACUCCCCAAAGCGGAGGAGCAGUCCUUAAUGCGGAACUUCCCCUUUUGGGUGGAGCUCCGCUUU
Staurois parvus is the source of this 381-nucleotide messenger RNA. The record is from the annotation of a GenBank genome assembly. NCBI's taxonomy places the organism in Eukaryota, Metazoa, Chordata, Amphibia, Anura, Ranidae.